AGGCUUUUCCCAGCUCUACCUUUAAAGCAAUCAUAGAUAUAUUAGAGAUAAAUAUCUUCCCGGACCCAGAUAUUGCUUUUACCAAUGAGUUUAUCAGAAGCGAUAUUGAUCUUCUUCAAACUAACGCUGGGAAACACUGGCUCUCUGUCUGGGAUACAGAAGGAGAUUCAUUCAGCCUUGGAGUUUAUCAAUUUGCCGAUCUCAUGUUCGACAGAGCAAUGAACGGUCCAGGUGUGAGACUUGCUGGCAUUACAAUCGAUUUUAUACGUUGUUUCAUGUUCGAUUUGGUCACCAAUUCCAUGCAUACGUUUGGCACGUCCUAUUUCAAUAUCGUCAUAGACAAAAUCGGCUUUUAUAAACGUAUUUGUUCGUGGGAAACCCGUGGAUUUUUCGAAUCAAACUGCGUGCCUCUCUUACAAGGUCUCAUCGAUUACAUCGAUUGUUUACGGGAGCAUGAUAAGACCCGGGAGCCGUGGGACUUCCCGGAGGUUCUUCCUAUAAAAUUAGAGAUCCUUAAAGGUAAACAUUGGCACGACAGUUCUGAAACCCCGUCGCUGGCGGAUAUCCGAGAAUUUGCACGAGACGUCACAUCUCUUAUCCCAGAGGUUAUAGAAGAAAAGUCAACAUAUGAACGAAACUGGAGGUCGCUCAAGCAAGCUGCGCUGCAACAAUUCCACAAGAAGUGCUUAGUAUCUCUGGCCGUUGAGCUUGCGUCGCUGGACAAGUUCGAGACAGAACAGCGAGUUAAGGACAAGCUACGUUUCGAAUUGAUAGAAAAGCUCAUCUUCGAAGCAGACGACCCCGAGGAUGACGAUCAAGAAGAUUUGGCGAACCGCUUAGGAAGGUGUUUAAGAAGUUGGUGGACUGAUCCGGAAGAAUCAAUUCGUCUGAACGUAGACUCUAUCGUAGAGAUGCUGCAGAGUCGUUAAAGGUCAACUAGUAAGCAACAAGGUCAUUGAGGUAAAGAAGGAAAGUGGAUUGGGUAAAGCGUAGCCCGAUAUUUCUUUUGGAGAGCGUUUUGUUUGUAGACGAAAAGCGAACAUGGAUGUUUGACUUACUUGACUUACUAAAGAAUGUCUCAUUCUUUUCGCAAGUGUAGUUAGGUAUUGAUUCUCUACGAGGAUAACUUAGCCACAGUUGGUGCAAGGUGCCUAACCAGUGCUGCGAGCCACAUGAUUUCGUCCAAAAAGCCGGACGUCCGAAACACGAGACGCUGUGCAAUAUGUAAGGUCAGAUUGGGGCCCUAUAAUUACACACGUAGAACCAAUCACAGCAAUUGUGUUGUCAGAACCUAGUACUGACGUCGCUAUCUCCAACCCUAGGACUCUGGAGGCUGUUCGGGUAGAACUGGCCGAGGAGGAAGAAAUUUGCUUCAAGUCGCACGGAAAUCAGGG
Molecule: messenger RNA, 1394 nt
Organism: Annulohypoxylon truncatum
Lineage: Eukaryota; Fungi; Ascomycota; Sordariomycetes; Xylariales; Hypoxylaceae
Exons: 1
Coding region: 204-929 (241 amino acids)
Source: RefSeq, a predicted model, not a curated record